UUUUUUUUUCACUUUAUGGCAAGGAAGGAGAUGGGGAGAUGGUCGUUACAUGUCUCAGUGGGGCUUGGGCUUCUAGCCCUCUUAUUGACCUGCUGUUAUGCUGAAGUGAACUACUGCUACGCCUCCAGGGAGAAGACCUGCUCAGAAUGUCUGCAGACUUCGGUAGACUGUGCGUACUGCCCUGAUGAGAUGUAUACCGGCCCUCGCUGUGACAUGGAACGGAACAUAGUUGCCCAAGGCUGCAGUGCUGCGGCAAUAAUCAGAGCUCAAAGCAGUAUGCAGAUAGAAGCGAAUCGACAAAUCAAUAUGAAGCUUCAGCAGUCGCAAGUGUCUCCUCAGCAGAUGAGCAUGAGCUUUCUGCCAGGAGAGCAGAGACUGGUAGAUGUAGAAGUGUUUGCUCCAACCAAAGGUCCUCUGGACCUUUAUAUUCUUAUGGACUUCUCCAACUCCAUGGCUGACGAUUUGGACAACUUGAAGAGGAUGGGCCAGGAGCUAGCUAAGGUGGUGGGGAGUCUGUCAGAAGACUACACUAUUGGCUUCGGAAAGUUUGUGGAUAAAGUGAUCGAGCCACAGACUGACAUGAGACCGUUAAACCUUAAGCAGCCAUGGCCCAACAGCGACCCCCCGUUCUCAUUCAAAAGCGUCAUUAAGCUGACCAACAACUUGGACUUUUUCAACCAGGAGCUCCAGAAGGAGAGAAUAUCCGGCAACCUGGACGCUCCUGAAGGAGGUUUCGAUGCCAUAUUGCAGGCUGCCGUUUGUAAGGAAAAGAUUGGCUGGCGACCCCAAAGCACACAUCUAUUGGUUUUCUCCACCGAGUCAGCCUUUCAUUACGAGGCUGACGGUGCCAACGUGCUCUCGGGCAUUCUGAAACGCAAUGACGAGCUCUGCCACUUGAACGACAAGGACGAGUAUACAGAGGACAUAACCCAGGAUUACCCUUCAAUACCUACACUGGUCCGUCUCCUGCGCAAAAACAACAUCAUUCCCAUCUUUGCUGUCACCGCCCACUCCUUUGACUACUAUAAGAAACUGAAAGAGUAUUUCCCCAUCGCUGAGGUUGGUUUGCUGCAAGAAGACUCCAGCAACAUGCUUGAUCUCCUGGAUACUGCCUUCAAGAAUAUUCAUUCUAAGAUGAGCAUCCAGGCAGAGGAUAGACCCAAGGCUUUCGCAACACAGUUCCUGUCCACCACUGGAAGCGCUGCACAAUAUGGGGCCUUCAAUUUUAAGCCUGGAGAAAUAGGUAAGUUCAAGAUGCUGGUCUCAGCUAACCGAGAGGUCGACAGCGAGCCAGUCUGUCAGCUGGAUCCAGCCCAGAAAGGAGGAAUAAUGAGAAUCAAACCAACAACCUUCAGUGCUGCUGUCAAUGUGAAUGCUUCAGUUUUAUGUCCAACCUGUGACUGUGAGAAGGCCAGAAUCCCAAAUGCACCCAUAUGCCACGGCAAUGGAGACCUGGUGUGUGGGAAGUGUCAUUGCCAUGAAGGCUGGCUGAGUGCAUUCUGUAACUGCUCUGCAAGUGCUGCAUCUCAGGACAGCAGCCAGUGUAUUGCUCCGGGCUCGACCGAAGCAUGUUCAGGUCGAGGUGACUGCACAGACUGUGGAAUGUGUGUGUGCUACAACCCCAAGCGGUUUGAAGGACCCUACUGUCAAUAUGAUAAAACCCAGUGUCAACGGUCUGGAGGAUUCCUUUGCAACGACCGUGGCUCUUGUGUAAUGGGUCGCUGUGUGUGUACGGAGGGCUGGGAGGGCAAUGCUUGUGACUGUUCCAAGAGCAACCAAACCUGUCUAGACACCAAAGGGGGUCUCUGCAAUGGGCGAGGUAAAUGUGUUUGUGGUCGCUGUGAGUGUCCGAGCGGGAUUGAAAUGACUUCAGUCUGUGAGCCAAAUUUUCAGGCCCAACUGGGAGUGUGUGAGUCUACGAGGUAUUGUGUCCAGUGUCAGGCCUGGAAGACAGGAGAGAAGAAAAAGAAGGAGGAGUGUGAUAAGUGUAUUUUCAAAGUCAUCAUGGUGGAUGAACUCAAAGAAAGGAAGAAGGUUCUUGAUUCUUGCAGUUUCCGUGAUGAGGAUGAUGACUGUACGUACCACUACACCGUUCAAAACCCUGAAGAUAAGAAAAUUAAGGACUUGGUGGUUGAGGUGCUCAAAAAGAAAGAUUGUCCAGCGGCUAGCCUCCUGUGGUUGCUCCCUCUCCUCUUGUUCCUCUUGUUGCUGCUGGCACUUUUGCUGCUCUGCUGUUGGAAAUACUGUGCCUGCUGCAAAUCGUGCUUCCAGCGCUGCCUUGCCUGGCUGCCUUGCUGUAGACGAGGACGCAUGGUUGGCUUCAAGGAAGACGAGUAUUUGCUCCAUCAAUCUCGGCUCACCUCAGACCAUCUGGACACACCGAUGGUGAGGACCGGCCCACCCAAGGGGACUGAUGUGGUUCGCUGGAAGGUAACCGAUAACGUACACAGAGGACCCAAUCAUCCCCAGGCUCUGAUAAAGCCCAACCCGAAAGAGAUAAUCCAGUACCCCAUCUCCCUCCGACUAAACAGGUUGUUCUCUGAGAACCUGUCUCGCCCCGAAUCCAGGGAUGCUGAACAGCUGCGUAAAGAAGUGUCCGAUAACCUGAAUGAAGUGUACAAGCAGAUUCCAGGUGCACAGAAGGUGCAAAAGACCUCCUUCAGAUUGCAGAGAAAUGCUGGAAAGAGGCAGGACUACGCCAUCAUGGACACCAUCUUACCUGCUCCCCGUGGCAACUACCCGGAUAUUGUCAAACUUACAGAGAAAAACGUCCAGUCGGGAAACUUAAGUGAUCUGAAAGUUGUGCCUGGCUACUUCACUGUGGCAACAGACAGAGAGGCUGCGGGAGCCGUAGAGUUCCAAGAAGGUGUGGAGUCAUUAGACGUUCACGUUCCCCUCUUCGCCAAGGAAGAAGAUGAUGACAAGAAACAGCUGCUGGUCGAGGCCAAGGAUGUGCCACUGGGCAUUGCUGAGAUUGGAAAACGUUUGGUUAACAUCACCAUCAUCAAAGAGCAUGCCUCCAGUGUCUUUUCGUUCCUCCAGCCUGCGUACACUUACAACAGGAAGGAUGGUGUGGCCAACAUCCCAAUCAGCAGAGAGAUUAUAGAUGAUGUGCGCACCCAGGUCACUUACCGUACACGAGACCUCACAGCCAAGGACAAGAGGGACUAUAUGACUGUGGAAGGAGACCUGACUUACCUUCCUGGUGAGACCCAGAAAACAGUGCCUGUUCGACUGCUAGAGGUGGGAGAGAAAAAUGUCCUCCUGGAAGACAAACCGGUCAAGCAGUUUGUCAUGGAUCUCAGUAACCCACGUCAGGGUGCAAAGUUGGGACGCUACCCUCGAACUACUGUCACUAUUGCGGACCAACCAGAACCAACUGUGAUGAUGUUCAAAAAGGGCAGCCAGAACUUCUCCACAUCUGACCCAACCUACACCAUCCCUGUGGUCCGCACUCACAACCAGGACAGCCCUGCCACAGUGAAAUGGCGCACCAAGAAGGCUCAGCGCUUCGACCUAUCAGGCCCACUUAAGUUUGGUCCAGGAGAGACAGAGAAGAACAUAGUGAUCGACCCGGGGUCCCACCCUGGAACGAUCAAACCAGAGACCUUCCAACUGGAGCUGUUUGACCCAAGUAGCGGUGCUACUGUCGGAGAAAGAAAGACCACACUUGUCAAUGUAGCCGAUGGAGCUCCAAAAUCUCCAGAAUUUUCCCAGAUGCAGCAGAAGGGCUACAUCAAUAAAUCCUCUUCCCCAGCGAACCUUAAAGCCUCCUCCCCGGCAAACCCUAAAGCCACAGCAACUGGACCUAGAGGCAUCCGCCUGAAAUGGGACCCACCACCCGGUAACCCCACGGGCUACAAGGUUAAAUAUUGGAUCUAUGGUGACCCAGAGAAAGAUGCCAAGGUGAUGGAUGUGAAGACUACUCAUGCUGAUUUGACCAACCUGUACCCCUAUUGCGACUAUGAGAUGCGAGUGUGCGCCUACAAUGCAAUGGGAGACAGCAACGAUACAGACAUUGUUUCCUGUCAAACAAUGGAGGACGUUCCUGGUGAACCUGGACGUCUCGCCUUCAAUGUCAUCAGUCCAACUGUCACUCAAAUUAGCUGGGCAGAGCCCGCAGAGACCAAUGGCAAUAUUACUGCUUAUGAGGUCAUCUACACACCCAUCGAUGAUGACACGAAGCCAGUGGGUGCUGCUAAGAAAGUAAAGAUUGACAACCCCAAGAAGAGAAUGAUGCUGAUCGAGAACCUCCAGAAUGCCCAGACCUACCAGUACAAAGUACGAGCAAAGAACAGUGUGGGCUGGGGCCCCUUCAGAGAUGCCACCAUUAACCUGGCAUCGCAGCCUGCCAGACCACUGUCCAUUCCCAUCAUUCCAGAUAUCCCUAUUGUGGAUGCAGAGGCAGGAGACGAGUAUGACAGUUACUUGAUGUACAGCAAUGAGGUGCUGAAGUCGCCUACAGGCUCCAAGACACCCAGCAUCUCUGGUGAUGAUUACACGAUGAACGCGAAGUGGGACCAAAACUUCCUUUUCCCAGGCGGAUCAGGGACACGCAACUUGUCUGCAUCGUCCUCUCCGAUGUCUACGUUGAGCUCAAACUAUAAAGUAGGAGGAGGCACCUAUACCACAGAAUCAAGUACCACCUACAUGACAGGACCAGGAGGUACUCGUAGGCAGGAAAUGAUCAUCGGAGGAGGAGGAGGAGGUGGAGUAGGAGGAGGCACCUAUACCACCGAAACAAGUACCACCUACAUGACUGGACCAGGAGGUACUCGUAGGCAGGAAAUGCUCAUCGGCGGAGGAGGAGUUCACACAUCAGAAGUCAUCAUGAGGAAGCGUUCAGAGAACAGGGGCUACACAGAUGAAAACAUCCGGGACUCUAUCGUCAUGGGAGAUUUGUCAGGCACGUUCCAAAGCCCUGCGCCAUCAGGUGGGUUCGGCUACACUGGGAUGCAGAGCAGCUCUCAGAGCCAGUUCAGCUACAGCCUGUCUCAGGGUUCGAGGGCCAGGACUCCGUCAUCAGAUGUCAAUGAAGCUCUAUAUAAUCUGGACAGAGUGCUCCAGGAUGCACGACUUUCUCCAGGUGUUCCAGACACCCCCAGCAGACUGGUGUUCUCUGCUCUGGGUCCCACCGCCCUGAAGGUCAGCUGGCAGGAGCCUCACUGCGAGAAGGACAUCCUGAGCUACAGUGUUAUCUACCAGCUGCUCAACGGAGGUGAGGCGAAUCGUGUCGAUGUGACAAACCCAGAAGAGAACUCAGUGAUCAUCCAGGACCUGCUGCCAAAUCACUCCUACCUAUUUAAGGUAAAGGCUCAGAGCCAGGAGGGCUGGGGUCCAGAAAGAGAGGGAGUCAUCACCAUCGAGUCCGCUGUCGACCCCAAGAGUCCUCUCAGCCCCAUGCCAGGCUCACCAUUUACUCUGAGCACCCCCAGUGCACCGGGCCCCCUUGUCUUCACUGCUCUGAGUCCUGAUUCGCUGCAGCUCAGCUGGGAGAAGCCUCGUAAACCCAACGGAGACAUCCUGGGAUAUGUAGUCACCUGUGAACAGCUGCACGGUGGAGGAGAUGUUCGCACCUUCCAGGUGAAUGGAGACAGUGCUGAUAUCAGUCUGACCGUCCCAAACCUGACUGAGAACAUUCCUUACAAGUUUAAAGUCCAGGCUCGUACCACACAGGGCUUUGGUCCUGAGAGGGAGGGAAUCAUCACUAUUGAGUCUCAGGAUGCAGGAGCAAUGUCUCAGUACAGCAUGCAGUCGAUGCAAAUGAAAGACAUUUCCCAAAUGCCAUUGCAAAGCAAUGACUCCAUGCUGGACUCCUUUUUCUCAGAUGGGAUGAUGAUGACCACACAGCGCACGGAGACCAGCGGCAUGGUGACCCGUCAGGUUACUAAGGAAGUGGUUCAGAGGAGUGUCACGGGAGGAGCCACCGUCACAAAGAAGAUGUUCUAUGAGUCUUAAAAUCGAAAUCAACUGCACCAAAAAUGAAACCCGAAAGGUCCAACAUGACAUGAAAACCUGACAUUCUCUUUUAAAAAGAGUUAGCUUCAGAGUGCUCAUCAUGUGAUCAUUGCAUGUUUUAAUAUAUAUACAUGAGAUUCUGCAACCAAAAAAAAUGAUUUCAUUUAUUAGAUAUUUGUCCUGUCUGUUACAAAAUGUGGCUCCAUACAUGAGGUUUAUUUGAACAUUUACAUUCAUUUUCACUGUUGCUUGUGUUUUGUUUCACUCCUGUUUGUUUGAGCAUGUCCCUUUGUUUAAGACUUCAGUCCCUCUGUAGGUUUAGAGCUGGAAACACUCUCUGGGCUUUAAAUCAGGCCUGCACACACCAGUAAUCUGACUUCGCUUCAGUAAUCCAAAGUGACCUUUCUCUUUGUUUCCAAUCCUCCACCUGUCUGUAAUCGACGUGUGUGUGUGUGUGUGUGUGUGUGUGUGUGUGUGUGUGUGUAACGUGCAGGAGAGAUUGUUUUGAAACGUCUGUGUGCAUCAGCCAAGCGUUUUUAUCCUGAGUGAUCAAGAUUAUAAAAGCAAGCGAAGUGUAUUUGGGAGAUUUGUUCAUAGUUUUGUAUUAUAUUAAAGGUUUUUUUUCAAGCAUAUUUAAUACUUUCUAAGGUUUUUACUCUAGCAGACUGACAUAAGAUUUUAUGCCAAAUAAAGAAACUCAUAAGUCCUUUUAUACUCAAAAAAGAAACACACUGCUUUUGGUAGAUGUUCUUUAUGUUUGCUCACUGUGCAUUGCAUUAUGGGUAGGUUGAUCACCAUUCACCGGUGAGAUCUUGAUAUUUUAUAGAAACAGCAUACAAAGACGGAAAGAUUGUAUUUGCUUCCAUGCAAUUUUCUACUGUAUUAUGGCUCAUCGUGUUUGAGCGGGUAUUUUAGUCAGAAACAUCUGAUGAAGAUGAAUGGAUGAACUUCACACCAAAAACACACAUUUAAGUAUUCUUGUACUUCAGAUCAACGUGUAUCAAUGACUCUUUCUCUGCAUUGUUUCUUCUUCUUUUUUUUGGUUUGUCAAUUCUAUUGCACUUAAUAAAGAUUGAAAAGAA
Molecule: messenger RNA, 7040 nt
Organism: Labrus bergylta (ballan wrasse)
Lineage: Eukaryota; Metazoa; Chordata; Actinopteri; Labriformes; Labridae
Source: RefSeq, a predicted model, not a curated record